Messenger RNA from Amoebophrya sp. A25, 524 nucleotides. The record is from the annotation of a GenBank genome assembly. Lineage: Eukaryota; Dinophyceae; Syndiniales; Amoebophryaceae.
GAUGAGAAAGAGAAAGGACUACACGAUCGCUGCUCAAAAGGCAGAGGCUGAAGCACGUGGUAGAACUAGUACUCGUCAUCCCACUUAUCAACGUUCAACAUCAAAACAAGCUUCUGAUGACUCGCAGUUCCAUCACAUGCGCAAGAAUCCGUAUAUAGAUUUUUUUCUCGAUUCCCCCGAAGAUACACAGAAGCCCAAGGGCGGCAUACAAACUCCAAGGGCAUACAACACGCACGACCACGGAGGAAGUGGAGCAAGACCGGCACCUCCUGGGCUUGAAUAUCAACAUUUACUGCAAGGAAACCUUCCGCGAUUCCUUCCCUCAACGACUACGACAUCUAAGUCUUCUUCUCAGAAACAGGCUCAACAAGCCAACCGCAGCACCGCGAUACGCAGUGCGCGCUUCUCUCAUGCUACAACGGCUAAAGUGCACCCUUCAACAACCACGUUUGCUUCUACAUCUACUGCAUAUCAACAGAACAAUCUACUCGACAUAGUAGAAGGAAAACCGAAAAAAGACCAGA